Suillus subalutaceus is the source of this 831-nucleotide messenger RNA. RefSeq lists its product as uncharacterized. Bases 1 to 831 code for a protein of 276 amino acids. The record is from RefSeq and is a predicted model, not a curated record. The transcript has a single exon. Lineage: Eukaryota; Fungi; Basidiomycota; Agaricomycetes; Boletales; Suillaceae.
AUGGCUGGUGCUCGGCCCUCGACAGCUCAUGACGCACACAAACUUCCUAUUGACCCUGAGCAACGUGCCUUUGGACGACACCUUGCAAAGGCGCUGGAACAGAAUGUAGACCGAGCAGAGGAAGGCUUAGAUGACUUUGAAGCUGAGGUUGAUAUAGAUGCGAACUUCGAUGAUCAAGAUGAAGAUGACAUUGAAGUUUUGAAUACUAGACUUGACGAAGAUGACCCUGAUCCAUUCCUAUCGGAGGAACCACUCAAUCUGCAUAAUGAUAAGGACUUUACUGCAGUCCCCCCACACCUUCUCACCAUAUACGCACUGGUAUCGUGGUUACAUCUGCAGUUCCAUCUGCCAUGGGUGGCUUGCAAUGCCUUGCUUACCAUUUUUGCAUGCCUUCUUGUCUCACUUUCACUGGCAAUCGACACACCUUUCAUCACUCUCCAGUCAAGCAACCGUGUUCUCGGUGUGGACAAGUUUACCUAUGCACUCCCUGUUUGUCCCAUUUGCCGGGAUGUUUAUCCCCCCGCAGGAUCCACACACUCGCAUGAUACAUGCACAACUUGUGGUAUCGACUUAUUUCUUCCAGAUCAAACCAAACGCGGAAAUCUUCGCACUACAAGAUCACCCAUCAUCAAGUACCCCUAUCUCCCGCUAUCUGAGCAGCUCAGAUCAUUGUUCAAAAUCCCUGGCCUGGAGGCUCUUCUUGAUGCUUGGCGAACGAAGCCUCGGAGUCCAGGUGAAUACACCGACAUUUUUGAUGGGGACAUGUGUCGCAAAAAGCUCCAACUCUCACCUUUUCGUUAUCCCAGACCAGAUCGACAACUUCUUGAAUGA